Molecule: messenger RNA, 5677 nt
Organism: Enhydra lutris kenyoni (northern sea otter)
Lineage: Eukaryota; Metazoa; Chordata; Mammalia; Carnivora; Mustelidae
Product: nidogen 1
Exons: 20
Coding region: 56-3769 (1237 amino acids)
Biological process (GO): cell-matrix adhesion
Molecular function (GO): calcium ion binding
Source: RefSeq, a predicted model, not a curated record
GGCCCGUGGAGCCGCCAGCUUUGCAGGACUUCGGUUCGGGAACGUGCUGGCCGCGAUGCGCCGGAGCGGGGCUGCGUGGACGCGGGCGCUGCUCCUGCAGCUGCUGCUGGCGGGGCCCGGGGGCUGCCUGAGCCGCCAGGAGCUCUUCCCGUUCGGCCCGGGACACGGGGACCGGGAGCUGGAGGCGGGGGACGACCGCGUCUCCCCAGCCUUGGAGCUGAGGCGGCCGCUCCGCUUCUUCGACAAAUCCGGCAUCGACUCGGUCUACGUCACCACAAAUGGCAUCAUUGCCAUGAGUGAACCCCCAGCCAAAGAGUCCUCUCUGGGCUUCUUCCCACCAACCUUCGGAGCGGUCGCACCUUUCCUGGCAGACUUGGACACGACAGAUGGCCUCGGGAAGGUUUAUUAUCGGGAGGACUUAUCCCCGUCCAUCACUCAGCUGGCUGCAGAGUGUGUCCAGAGGGGGUUCCCAGAAGUCCCUUUCCAGUCCAGUAGCGCGGUGGUUGUCACUUGGGAAUCUGUGGCUCCCUACCAGGGACCCAGCAAGGACCCCGACCAGGAAGGCAAGAGAAAUACAUUCCAGGCUGUUCUGGCCUCCUCUGACUCCAGCUCCUAUGCCAUUUUCCUCUAUCCUGAAGACGGUCUGCAGUUCUAUACAACAUUCUCGAAGAAGGACGAGAGCCAAGUUCCCGCUGUGGUUGCAUUCAGUCAAGGUGUACAGGGAUUAUUCUGGAAGAGCGAAGGAGCUUAUAACAUAUUUGCUAAUGACAGAGAAUCAAUUGGAAAUUUGGCCAAGAGCAGCAACUCGGGGCAGCAGGGUGUCUGGGUGUUUGAGAUCGGGAGCCCCGCCACAGCCAGCGGCGUGGUGCCGUCUGAUGUGGGCCUCGGACUGGACGACGGAGCGGAGUACGAUGACGAGGACUACGAGCCGGUGACACAGCUGGACCUGGAGGACCCGAGCACGACACCUUUCCCCCACGAGGCCCGGGGGAGGGGAGACCCAGACACGCACAGUGCGCCCCGUGUCCUCGCCCCCCGCCGCCUGCCCACCGAGAGAGGCCCCAGGCCUCCCACGGAGAGGACCAGGUCGUUCCAGCCGCCCGCGGAGACAUUUCCCCGGCAGCCCGUGCAGGUCAUAGACGUGGAUGAAGUCGAGGAGACGGGAGUGGUGUUCAGCUACAACACGGACUCCCGCCAGACGUGCGCCAACAACAGACACCAGUGCUCUGUGCACGCCGAGUGCAGGGACUUCGCCACCGGCUUCUGCUGCAGCUGUGUGGCCGGCUACACCGGCAACGGCCGGCAGUGUGUUGCAGAAGGCUCCCCCCAGCGAGUUAAUGGCAAGGUGAAAGGAAGGAUCUUUGUGGGGAACAGCCCGGUCCCCAUCGUCUUUGAGAACACCGACCUCCACUCUUACGUGGUGAUGAACCAUGGGCGCUCCUACACGGCCAUCAGCACCAUUCCCGAGACCGUUGGCUACUCUCUGCUUCCCCUGGCCCCUGUUGGAGGCAUCAUUGGAUGGAUGUUUGCGGUGGAACAGGAUGGAUUCAAGAAUGGGUUCAGCAUCACAGGAGGCGAGUUCACCCGCCAGGCUGAGGUGACCUUCGUGGGGUCCCCGGGCAAGCUGAUCAUCAAGCAGCAGUUCAGCGGCAUUGACGAGCACGGACACCUGACCAUCGACACGGAGCUGGAGGGCCACGUGCCCCACAUCCCGUUCGGCUCCUCCGUGCACAUCGAGCCCUACACGGAGCUCUACCACUACUCCCGUGGGGUGAUCACGUCGUCCUCAUCCCGGGAGUACACCGUGAUGGGCCCAGAGCAGGACGGCGCCGCCCCCUCCGACAUCCACGCUUACCAGUGGCGCCAGACCAUCACCUUCCAGGAGUGCGCCCACGACCCCUCCCGGCCGGGCCUGCCCAGCACCCAGCAGCUGUCCGUGGACAGCGUGUUUGUCCUGUACAACCGUGAGGAGAAGAUCUUGCGCUACGCGCUGAGCAACUCCAUCGGUCCCGUGAGGGAUGGCUCCCCGGAUGCCCUGCAGAACCCUUGCUACAUCGGCACUCACGGGUGUGACACCAACGCCGCCUGUCGCCCUGGCCCUGGGGUUCAGUUCACCUGCGAGUGUUCCAUAGGCUUCCGAGGGGAUGGAAGGAUCUGCUCUGAUAUUGAUGAAUGUUCAGAACAGCCCUCGGUGUGUGGGAGCCACGCCAUCUGCAAUAAUCAGCCUGGAACCUUCCGCUGCGAGUGUGUGGACGGCUAUCGGUUCUCAGAGGCGGGAGCCUGUGUGGCUGUUGUGGACCGGCGCCCUAUCAACUACUGCGAGACUGGCCUCCACGACUGCGACAUACCCCAGCGGGCUCAGUGUGUCUACAUGGGAGGGUCCUCCUACACCUGUUCCUGUCUGCCGGGCUUCUCUGGGGACGGCCGAGCCUGCCAAGAUGUGGAUGAGUGUCAGUCAACCCGAUGUCACCCCGACGCCUUCUGCUACAACACUCCAGGCUCCUUCAAGUGCCAAUGCAAACCUGGUUAUCAUGGAGAUGGCUUCCAUUGUGUGCCCGGAGAAAUGGAGAAAACCCGAUGCCAGCUGGAGAGAGAACACAUCCUCAGGGCAGCGGGGGUGAUGGUCCCACAGCGGCCCGGCCUGUUUGUUCCUGAGUGUGACGAGCACGGGCACUACGUGCCUACCCAGUGCCACGGCAGCACGGGCCAGUGCUGGUGCGUGGAUCGUGAUGGCCGGGAGCUGGAGGGCACCAGGACCAGGCCCGGGAUGAGGCCCCCAUGUUUGAGUACAGUGGCUCCCCCGAUUCACCAAGGACCCUCCGUUCCUACGGCUGUGAUCCCCCUGCCGCCUGGGACCCACUUACUCUUCGCUCAGACGGGGAAGAUCGAGCGCCUCCCCCUGGAAGGAAGCAGCUUGCAGAAGACGGAAGCCAGGACGCUGCUGCAUGCCCCAGAUAAAGUCAUCAUUGGACUGGCCUUCGACUGUGUGGACAAGAUGGUUUACUGGACCGACAUCAGUGAGCCUUCCAUUGGGAGAGCCAGUCUGCAUGGUGGAGAGCCAACCACCAUCAUUCGACAAGAUCUUGGAAGUCCAGAAGGCAUCGCCCUUGACCAUCUUGGCCGCAACAUUUUCUGGACAGAUUCUCACUUGGACAGAAUAGAAGUUGCAAAGCUGGAUGGCACCCAGCGCCGGGUGCUCUUUGACACCGACCUGGUGAAUCCCAGAGGCAUCGUGACCGACUCCGUGCAGGGGAAUCUGUACUGGACGGACUGGAACAGAGAUAGCCCCAAAAUUGAAACUUCAUACAUGGACGGCACGAACCGGAGGGUUCUUGUGCAGGAGGACCUGGGCUUGCCUAACGGGCUGGCGUUCGAUGCCUACUCGUCUCAGCUCUGCUGGGUGGACGCAGGCACCAGUCGGAUGGAGUGUCUGAAGCCCGGCCAGUCGGGACGACGCAAGGUUCUCGAAGGGCUCCAGUACCCUUUUGCGGUCACCAGCUAUGGGAAGCAUCUGUAUUACACAGACUGGAAGACGAAUUCCGUGGUCACCGUAGAUCUUGCAAUUUCCAAAGAGGCCGAUACCUUCCAGCCCCUCAAGCAGACCCGGCUCUAUGGAGUCACCAUGGCCCUGUCUCAGUGUCCUCAAGGUCACAACUACUGCUCAGUGAACAAUGGUGGCUGCACCCACCUCUGCUUGGCCACCCCCGGAAGCAGGACCUGCCGUUGCCCCGACAACACGCUGGGGGUUGACUGUAUUGAGCGGAAAUGAAGACAAAAGUGUCUUAUUCCCUCUGGACAUAUUCAACACCCUGCUUGAAAGGGUCCAGACUGAAAACUCUCUGACCCGGUGGCCACCACGCCCAGAUCCUACCCAGCCUGAGCCCCAACAGUGUUCCCUUCACUGUCCCCCAAAACAUAUGCCCUGGGCUUCCGGAAAACCUCUUUCCCUGCACACAGAAAACCCUCCCGAGGGAGGACUAUAUGCCCAUCCCAGUGAUCUGGAACCUUUCCCCAACUUUGCACCCCAGUGGUGAGCAGAGCCUCCCCAGGCCUGAACUGCCGUCUCCGUGGCCUUAUGAGCUCAGCCUCACUCUGACACACCUGCCAUCCUGUUAUCUCCCUGACACACCAGCCAGGGCCACCGAGGCGAGGCUGUGAAUGAAGGAGGGCGUUAACCCUCCCCCUCUUUGCCCUUGGUGCUCUGAUUUCCCUCCCCACACCCCUGGUUUUUCCCUGAGUUCUGUCCCACCUGCAUCCUGCCCUAGGCCCCCAUCACAGUGAGCAAACCUUGCCCCUCAUUCAAAACCCACCUUGUCUUAGGGCUGUGUGGACACUUGUGGGCCAUGAGGAGAAGCCCCUCCCGGAUAAGUGACUGGCAUUUCAGAAGUAGCCUCUGGUAAGCAAAGCCUUCAGUCAAAAGAGUAUCUGUUGGUAGGAAUUUCAAGGUGUGGAGUCAGGUGUUUGAGGGUAAGGAUUGUUUGGAAGUGCUUACCUAAGUUACACCAAUGGUAACCAACGUAUUCCUCUUUGCACAAAGCACUUGGAUCCCAGCAUCCGGUCUCUUGAGUGGCCUAGCCCCGUGGCUGGCACCGAUCCCCCCUCCCUCACUUUAGGCAUAGCUGGGGGCUGGUAUGCCUCCCCCAAGUUGAUGACCUCCCCGCAGACCUUCCCCACUCUCCCGCCCUUGUGAGAGCUGACCACCAGUCACCAUGAGCUCACUUCUCCUUUGUCUCUCCCUCUGCUCAUGGUCUUGCUAGCAGUCUUCUCAUCGAAGAGGACCAGAUCGUGUAUUUAUACCCCUGACCCAGACCCUUGAUUGCUCAUUGGUGUCAUUAAAGGGACCACGGCCAUCUGUCAUGUUGAUGUGUUUAAAAACAUCUCCAGGCCAGAUGAGUAGCUAAUGUUACCUUUUAUCAGCUGUUUCCCAGAGUUGCAAAAUAACAGGAAUUUUUAAUUGAAAGCUGGACUUCAGGUGUGAGAGUCAGGAAAGGUUAGGGUAAGGGAGUAGCGAAGGCACAGCGGAAAGGUCUCACAGAGAUUGGUCAAGAGGAAAGAGUACAGAGGGCUAUUUAACAACAGCAACGAGAAAAGCUCCUUAAUAAUCCCAAAGAGGAAAUGGUACCUUUUGCCAAAGAACGCUUACACUUGAGGACAUGGAAGAAUUUGCUUGUUUUUCUCCCUGGGCCAGAGAUCCUUGCCCUUAUCUGCAAAGCUCAGCGAACUCAUCCCUCCCCGCCCACCCCUCCUCCCCACACUGUCCUCAUCUGCUUCAGCAACGCGGUGGUGCCUGGAUGGGGAAAGAGCCUUUCCCUGGAUAAUUGGAGUUUGUUGUGAGAGCCAAAUAUAUCCCCCCGAAUCACAUGAUUUGGGGAUACAUGGGUCUUUUAUCCAGCCCAGCUCCCUGAAUUAGUUUUGCUUUUUUUUUAAUGUAUUUAUCAUUCCAUAUCAAGCCCUCUAUAUCAAAUGUUUGUCAUGAUUUUGUAUAGUUUUUAUAACUUUUAUUCAUUUUACUAGAUUCAUUCUAAAAGUUUCAAAUGGUCAAUUCUUAAACUGUGGAACCCACUGAAGGUGCUUAUUAACUGUUCCCCCAGAUUUAUACAAGUAUUGGAUGAUUCCUUAAGUUUACAGUUGUACAAGUAUCAGUAUAGAAAAUUAAACAAUUUUUUUUUUGUUAAAA